AGAUUCCGCCUCUGCAAGUUCGCUCUAAUCCCUUUGGUCGCACAUCGUCAGGCACUGUGCACUUAAGCUGCUCAACACCCAGGUGACGAUCGCAACCUCCUGCCCGCCCCUGCCAUCUCAUAUAGAUCCAUGACUUGCACCCUCCCUCUCCUGCGCUUUCUCACCUCCUAACGCAUUCGAUCCCGACUCCGACAAUCGCCUCUCUCCUCGUCGGGUCCUCGAUCAUCUUUUUUCAGCCCAUCGGAGCCGCCCAGAACUGCCCAAGCCUUUCGCUGGGGGGUUUGUGCAUGCUGUGGUGGCGCGUGGGGUUUUAGGAGUGGCACAGGGGUUUUGGGACAGGCGAGGCUUGUGCAUCGGUUUGGCGGGUUCCGUUGCGGUGGUCUUGCUUGUAUACCUGUGCUUCCGGGUGGUGCGGUUCUUUUCUGACGAGCGACGUGGUUCCGUGUGGUGCGUGAGAAGGCGUUGUGUAUCGUGGGGGUUUUGGGGGCGAGUGUUGUUUCUUUUCGGUGAAUGCUUGGAAUUUGUGGGCCAUGGAGUGAUUGGAGCUGUCGCGAGUGAGAGGGUCGGGCGCUGUUGUGAAGUGCGUGCGAAGAAGCUGCAGGGAUGGCGGCUGUCCAGAUGCCGGGGCUGCAUGGCGCGCACGCGUGCAUCGCUGCGGGUCAGCGCAAUUCGUCGACGAAGAUGGUCCGGAAUUGGGUUUCGAAAGCUCCGUGCUCUGUCUCGUCUUGUAGCAGCCUGAGCCGAGGCGCGCUUCUUAGCUAUGGGAGCCUGAUCAAAGUGGAAGGCAGGACGAGGGUGUGCUCGCUGGUGGAAGCUUCUUCUGCAUCUGCUGCAAUCAUGGGGGAUGCGGAGGGCGAGGGGGAGGGCGACGGAGCGAGCAGGAGGGAAUGGGUGAGCCCCAUGCCCGGCAAUCCCAUGGAUGGGUGGCUGCGGAAGGGCGAUGAGCGUGAGGGCGAUGCGUGGAGGGAGGAAUGCGGGGUUGUGGCGAUCUUCGGGGAUCCAGAGGCCAGCAGGCUGUGCUACUUGUCCCUGCAUGCUUUGCAGCACAGGGGGCAGGAGGGCGCUGGAAUCGUGACCGCCGACGGAAACACUCUGCAUGCCGUCACAGGCAUGGGGCUCGUGAGCGAAGUGUUCGACGAAGGCAAGCUGCAGAAACUGCCCGGGUCCUGCGCCAUCGGGCAUGUGAGGUACGCAACCGCCGGGGCCUCGGUGCUGAAGAACGUUCAGCCGUUCGUGGCGGCCUCCCGACAGGGAGCGCUCGCGGUCGCGCACAAUGGGAACCUCGUCAACUACUCGGAGCUGAGAGGGAAGCUGGAAGAAAGCGGUUCCAUCUUCAACACCUCGUCGGAUACCGAGGUGAUUCUCCACCUGAUCGCCAUAUCGCAGAAGCCGCCGUUUUUGGCUCGGUUGGUGGAGGCGUGUGAGCAGCUGGAGGGCGCGUAUUCGUUAGUGUUCUUGUCGGAGGACAAGGUGGUGGCAGUGCGGGACCCUCAUGGAUUCCGGCCUCUGGUGAUGGGCAUGAAGAGCAACGGAGCAUACGUUUUCGCUUCGGAGACGUGUGCAUUGGACCUGAUCGAGGCGGAGUACGUCCGCGAGGUUCAACCUGGCGAGGUGGUGGUGGUGGACAAGAACGAGGGGUUCAGCUCUUCGUUUCUGAUGCCGAACGUUCGACCAACUCCUCAAGCGUGCAUAUUCGAGCACAUAUAUUUUGCGCAGCCGAACUCGGUGGUGUUUGGGCGAUCGGUGUACGACUCGCGGUACGAGUACGGGCGGAUCUUGGCAGCGACGGCGCCCGUGGAGUGCGACGUCGUGAUCGCGAUACCCGACUCGGGAGUGGUUGCAGCGCUGGGGUACUCAGCGGAAGCCAAAGUGCCGUUUCAGCAAGGCCUCAUCAGGUCGCACUACGUGGGCAGGACGUUCAUUGAGCCGUCCCAGAAGAUCCGCGACUUUGGUGUGAAGCUGAAACUCGCACCAGUGGCGCACGUGCUAAAAGGUAAGCGAGUCGUGGUGAUCGACGACUCCAUCGUGCGGGGGACAACCUCCAUCAAGAUUGUGCGGCUGCUCAAGGAGGCGGGAGCGGCCGAGGUGCACAUGAGGAUCGCAAGCCCUCCCAUCACGGGGUCGUGCUACUACGGCGUGGAUACUCCGAGCAAGGAGGAGCUUAUCUCGCACAGGUUGAACGUGGAGGAGACGAGGAAGGUGCUUGGCGCGGAGUCUUUGGCGUUUCUGCCGCUGGAGCGACUGAGGGGAAUGCUGGGGGACGAGGCGCCGAAGUUCUGCGACGCGUGCUUCUCAGGAGCGUAUGCAGUGCCGCCGAGGGACUUGACGAAGUUCAAGGAGGAGAAGUUGAAGCCCGUUCAGAUCGUGGCUGCUUGAGAGAAGGUGGAGUAGAAGGGCCGGGGAUCUGGCACGGUGUGCGAUUGCGUGGGACACGUUGCGGGUGGGUGACUGCAGUGCAAGGAGAGAGAGCUCGAGCUGACGGCGGGGUUAGUUGAGUGCGCCGGUGGCUCGGCCAGGAAUGGUCUGGCGGAGUGCGACCUAGGUGAGCGUAAAUCGAGUAGGGUAGAUAGGGAGAUGAGCAUUGAUGGAGAGGGUCGCAGGAGCUGGUCGUGGUUCCGGAUGUGUGAAUCGGGAGACUCGGAGGCGAGGAGAGAAAAUGGUGGAUGAGGGAGCCCUGGCCGAAAGCGGUCGAAAGCGGCACAUUUAUGUAUGUUUGUACAUUUGCCGGGUGCCCUUGAUGUUUCACUGGGGUGGGCACAGUUUGAGUUAUAUGCAGUGAAACAGAUGGUUAAGCUCUCGGAAUCAAA
Molecule: messenger RNA, 2807 nt
Organism: Physcomitrium patens
Lineage: Eukaryota; Viridiplantae; Streptophyta; Bryopsida; Funariales; Funariaceae
Product: amidophosphoribosyltransferase, chloroplastic
Biological process (GO): purine nucleobase biosynthetic process
Molecular function (GO): amidophosphoribosyltransferase activity
Source: RefSeq, a predicted model, not a curated record